Patella vulgata (common limpet) is the source of this 3138-nucleotide messenger RNA. RefSeq names its product deoxycytidylate deaminase. Gene Ontology annotation, molecular function: dCMP deaminase activity; zinc ion binding. Bases 17 to 724 code for a protein of 235 amino acids. Gene Ontology annotation, biological process: dUMP biosynthetic process; dTMP biosynthetic process. The transcript is spliced from 5 exons. Gene Ontology annotation, cellular component: cytoplasm. NCBI's taxonomy places the organism in Eukaryota, Metazoa, Mollusca, Gastropoda, Patellidae. The record is from RefSeq and is a predicted model, not a curated record.
UUUCUUCCUCAAUGCCAUGGUUACGUCUGAAUUUACUAUAUUAAACUUUUAUACAUAUCGACUAAUAUUCAACCCAAUAACAAUGGAAACUAAUAAUAAUAAUGAUGAAGCGGAGAAGUGUGAUGAAAUUGUCGGCGCUGUCAAUGGUAAAGAUACAUUGAAAGAUGAAGUUAACAUUACUAGUUGUAAAAGAAAAGGAUAUUUGGAGUGGCCAGAUUAUUUCAUGGCGAUUGCCUUUUUAUCAGCACAGAGAAGUAAAGAUCCUAGAACACAGGUGGGUGCAUGUAUUGUAAAUCAGGAGAAGAAGAUUGUUGGUAUUGGUUAUAAUGGAAUGCCUAAUGGUUGUGAUGAUGAUAGUAUGCCAUGGGGUAGAGAUUCAGAAGAUGUUUUAAAAACUAAACAGUUAUAUGUAUGUCAUGCUGAGUUAAAUGCUGUUUUAAAUAAGAAUUCUGCUGAUGUAAAGAACUGUACGAUAUAUGUGGCAUUAUUUCCAUGUAAUGAAUGUGCUAAAGUUGUUAUACAAUCCGGUAUAAAAGAAGUUGUAUAUUAUUCUGAUAAAUAUGGGGACAGACCACAAUUUAAAGCUUCAAGAAUUAUGUUUGAAAAAGCUAAUAUUAUAUGCAGGCAACAUAUCCCUUCUCAAAAACAGAUAACGAUAGAUUUUAAUACAAUAGAAAAUAUUACCAGUCAAAGUAUUGAAGCUAUUGACAAACUCCAGAUUUAAACAUACCAUAGACUUUAUUAUUUUAAAACAUUAAAUCAGCAUUUGGUGAUGGUUACAUAAUAAUUGCUAAAGUUAAUAUCCAACUGACUUUAAAUUUAUAUGGGGGGGGGGGGGUGGAUGGACGAAUGGUUAGCACAUGCGUGCUGUAUCAUCUGUAUCAUAAGGUCUGUCAUUGAGUCAACUGUUGUGGUUUCGAUUCCCUGGUUGUACGUGACGAGGAGUAGGGUCGCCUGUCCAACCUCGUGGGUUUUCUUUGGGUCCUCCCACUGCUAAAGACCCCUAUUCGUUGGCAAAUUAUUGAAAUAAAAUUGAACCAUAUGUUAGUCCCGAAAUGACCUAGUUUGUGUCGAGUGGAAGUUAAACUCCAUUUCUCCCUCUCUCUUUAGAUUGAUACACAGAGUUUAAGGUCUUUGAGACAAACAAGUAUUUUGAUUUUCAAUGAUUUUUUUACGCCCACAUUGAAAUGUGGUCGUAUAUUGUCGUCGCCCCUGUCCGUCCGUCCGGCGCCCACAAUUGCUUGUGGACGCUCUAGAGGCUAAAGUUAAUAUCCGAUUGACUUUAAAUUUAUAUACAGUGUUUAAGGCCAUGAGACGAAGAAGCCUAUUGAUUUUCAGCGAUUUCCGAUAAUUACUGCCAGAGUUAUGGCCCUUGAUCACUUCAAAAAAUCUUGUGGGCGCUCUAGAAGCCAAAGUUAAUAUCCGAUUGACUUUAAAUUUAUACACAGAGUUUAAGGUCAUGAGACAAAGAAGCCUAUUGAUUUUCAGCGAUUUCUGAUAAUUACUGCCAGAGUUAUGGCCCUUGAUCACUUCAAAAAGUCUUGUGGACGCUCUAGAGACCAAAGUUAAUAUCCGAUUGACUUUAAAUUUAUACACAGUGUUUAAGGUCAUGAGUCGAAGAAGCCUAUUGAUUUUCAGCGAUUUCCGAUAAUUACUGGCAGAGUUAUGGUCCUUGAUCACUUUUAAAAAUCUUGUGGACGCUCUAGAGGCCAAAGUUAAUAUCCGAUUGACUUUAAAUUUAUACACAGUGUUUAAGGUCAUGAGACGAAGAAGCCUAUUGAUUUUCAGCGAUUUCCGAUAAUUACUGCCAGAGUUAUGGCCCUUGAUCACUUCAAAAAAUCUUGUGGACGUUCUAGAGGCCAAACUUAAUAUCCGAUUGACUUCAAAUUUAUACACAGUGUUUAAGGUCAUGAGUCGAAGAAGCCUAUUGAUUUUCAGCGAUUUCCGAUAAUUACUGGCAGAGUUAUGGUCCUUGAUCACUUUUAAAAAUCUUGUGGACGCUCUAGAGGCAAAAGUUAAUAUCCGAUUGACUUUAAAUUUUAUACACAGUGUUUAAGGUCAUGAGACGAAGAAAUCUAUUCAUUUUCAGUGAUUUUCGAUAAUUACUGCCAGAGUUAUGUCCCUUGAUCACUUUAAAAAACCUUGUGGAUGCUCUAAAGGCUAAAGUUAAUAUCUGAUUGACUUUAAAUUUAUACACAGUGUUUGAGGUCACGAGGCGAAUAAUCCUAUUGAUUUUCAAUGAAUUUUUAUGACUUGGAACAGCUAAAUCCAUGAUACAGUAUUAAAAGUUUUGUAUGGGGCAGAACUUUAUAAAAACCAAACAAAUUCUAAUGGUUUUCUGAGUUGUUGCUCUUAAUCAGAUUUUAGUGUAUUAUAAAUGUUUCAUUACCGAAAAAAGUAAAAAAAUAUGCGACAACUCUUGUUGACUGCCCGGAAGAUUUAGCUGCUGUGGGCGUAUGUUUCAUUGCCUGGCAACAUAUCUUUGAUAACUUGAACAGCUAAAUCCAUGAUAUUUAAUUUUUGUAUACUAAACGUCAGCAUGGGUCAGAACUAGAAUCCAAACAAAUUCUAAUGAUUUUCUGAUUGUUACUUAAUGAGUUGGUACUCUUAAUCAGGCUCGCUAGCCUGGAGGUCGGGUGUUCGACCCCUGCAUUGGCCGAGAAUGUUCAUCAGGAUUUUCCGAUGUGGUUUCCCAUUGUCAGUGGUGCAGGAUGGAGGACGUAACAAGAACAGCUGUCUACUCGUUUGGAUGGAACGGAAAACCGAGGUCCUGUGUAUACAUUGGCAUGUACGUAAAAGAUCCCUUGGCAGGUGAACUUUGAUAUAAAAGUAGGCCAUAGUGCUGCUGCCCGGGCAAAAUUUCCCUCAUAGCACACUGUAUGACGUAUGCCCGUCUUCAUAAGACCAGCAUAAGACCAGUCGGAGCAGAACAGUAGUACAUUAAACCCCAUUUCAUUUCACUCUUAAUCAGCUUAAUCAGAUUUUAAUUUGUUAUAAAUGUGUAAUUACCGACAAAAGAAAAAUCUGACAACUCUUGUUGACUGCCUGGAUGAUUUAGAUGCUGUGGGCAUAUGUUUUGUUGCCUGACAACCUAUCUUUGUAUAUUGUGUACAGUAAUAAAAGAAAUGUUUAUAUAUA